This is a messenger RNA of Lampris incognitus (smalleye Pacific opah), 555 nucleotides long. RefSeq names its product Copper-only SOD repeat protein (gene cusr). The record is from RefSeq and is a predicted model, not a curated record. Gene Ontology annotation, molecular function: metal ion binding. NCBI's taxonomy places the organism in Eukaryota, Metazoa, Chordata, Actinopteri, Lampriformes, Lampridae. The coding region runs from base 1 to 555 and encodes 184 amino acids. Gene Ontology annotation, biological process: superoxide metabolic process. The transcript has 5 exons.
AUGGACAACCGCAAGGGAACCCACUGCUGUCAUUGUGAGAAUGUGGGUGACACCUACAAUCCCUUCAACAUGAUGCCCAAGAGCCCCAGCUGUACACGUGACAGUCCCCUAGGCUGUAUGGUGGGAGAGAUGACUGAACGACAGGGUCCCAUAAGACUGACAGAGAGACAAGUCUUCAGUGAUACGAUCAUAAUGUUGGCUGGGGACUACACAGUUGUCCACAGGUCUUUGGUGUUGAAAGAUGGAGACCGUGUCUUGACCUGCGCUGACAUCCUCCCAACCUCUCCCUCUGCAGAGCAAAUCUUUCCCAAGGUUACACUGUUCAGCAGAUAUGACUUUCGUAGGAGAGUUGCUGAUGUCCUGAAUGUGGCUUUGUCAAGGAUCACCAUCCUGCCUGACUCUCCUCGCCCCACAACAGACACAACAUGCCAGCAAGUCAGCUACCUUGUUUCAGGGGAUGUUAGUUUGGAACAGCUGGACACUGUCAAAACCAGUGAGAAGAUGGGCAAGUACAAAGGUUCAGAUUCAUGCAAUAGUAAGUGGUCAUUUCUGUAA